Messenger RNA from Prunus persica (peach), 1197 nucleotides. RefSeq names its product protein FEZ. Gene Ontology annotation, molecular function: DNA binding. The transcript is spliced from 3 exons. Gene Ontology annotation, biological process: regulation of DNA-templated transcription. Bases 1 to 1197 code for a protein of 398 amino acids. The record is from RefSeq and is a predicted model, not a curated record. NCBI's taxonomy places the organism in Eukaryota, Viridiplantae, Streptophyta, Magnoliopsida, Rosales, Rosaceae.
AUGGAUGAGAAGAAUGACAUGGACAAGAUUGAUGAUGUGAUGUUGCCUGGCUUUCGUUUUCAUCCCACUGAUGAGGAGCUCGUUGGGUUUUACCUCAGGAGAAAAAUUCAGCAGAGGCUUCUCCCCAUUGAGUUGAUUAAGCAAGUUGACAUUUACAAAUAUGAUCCCUGGGAUCUUCCAAAGCUGGCAAGUACUGGGGAGAAAGAAUGGUACUUCUACUGCCCAAGAGACAGGAAAUACAGGAACAGUGCUAGGCCUAAUCGAGUCACAGGAGCUGGGUUUUGGAAAGCAACUGGAACAGACAGGCCUAUUUAUUCUUCUGAAGGCUCCAAGUGCAUAGGUUUGAAGAAGUCCCUUGUGUUCUACAGGGGCAGAGCUGCUAAGGGGAUCAAAACUGACUGGAUGAUGCAUGAAUUUCGGUUACCUUCUCUCUCAGAGUCGGCACCACCACCAAAAAAGCUCUUGGAUAAAAGCCUUCCUGCAAAUGAUGCAUGGGCCAUUUGUAGGAUUUUCAAGAAGACAAACUCCAUGGCACAGAGAGCUCUUUCUCACUCUUGGGGGUCUCCAUUCCCAGAACCUACAGCAGCAUCUGGUUUACUCAAUCAAGGUGCACACUGCACUCAGUUCAGCUCAGAGAACAUGUCGUGCACAACUGACAUAGGAUCAUCCAUCCAGUUUUGGAGCAACAAUGACUUGCAACAAGCUUCUAAUGCCAGCUACUCUGCCUUUGACACUCUCCCUUAUAAACCCAUCAAUCCCACAGGAUCCAAACCCUCCAUAUUUGAUGCAGAUCAAUUUCCCAAUGGCUUCAUGUUCUCUCCAGUGGAAAUGUCAGGACCCAUCAGCCCUGCCUUAAUUGGUGAUUUGAGUAACACAACUGGAAGCAUAGACUUUGAUGGUUCACAACAGCAACAGUUCAGCGGCUUUUCGAUCAAUUUGUCACAGAAUCAGAUGCAGGGAAACAUGGAAACAAGAGAAAAUGAAGGGGGCUUCAGGAAGAACUUAAGUAGUAGCACAAGCCAUGCUAAUAAUAAUAAUAAUAAUAAUAAUGGCCAGUGGGGAAGCAUCAGACCAAUUGCAUUUCCCUUCAGUUUGGCUUCAGAUGAUGAUGCUUGGAAGCCUACUCUGCCAUCAGAUUCACCACCUUGUCCAAGUGACAUGUCCACUAGCUAUUCUACAAACAAAUGCUACACUUGA